Molecule: messenger RNA, 2882 nt
Organism: Phyllostomus discolor (pale spear-nosed bat)
Lineage: Eukaryota; Metazoa; Chordata; Mammalia; Chiroptera; Phyllostomidae
Gene: FNDC5
Product: fibronectin type III domain containing 5
Exons: 6
Coding region: 83-826 (247 amino acids)
Biological process (GO): positive regulation of brown fat cell differentiation
Molecular function (GO): protein binding
Source: RefSeq, a predicted model, not a curated record
CCCCCCGGGUGCCCGACGUGGACGCGGCUGCCGCCGCCGCCACCGCCGCCGCCGCGCGGGAGUCGCUGUCCGCGGAGCCGACAUGCAAGCGACGCGGGGCGGCGCGGGGCGGCCGGGCCGCGGGCCGGAGUGCGAGCGCCAGCGGCCGCUGGACACCAGAGCUGCGUCCCCCUGCGCCGCCCCGGGCCGGCCGGCCGGAGCCGCCACCAUGCACCCCGGGCCGCCCCGCACCACACUCCGCCUGUGGCUAGGCUGCGUCUGCCUCGCGCUCGUGCAGGCGGACAGCCCCUCCGCCCCAGUGAAUGUCACCGUGAGGCACCUCAAGGCCAACUCCGCGGUGGUGAGCUGGGAUGUCCUGGAGGAUGAAGUUGUCAUCGGAUUUGCCAUCUCUCAGCAGAAGAAGGACGUGCGGAUGCUGCGCUUCAUCCAGGAGGUGAACACCACCACCCGCUCGUGCGCCCUCUGGGACCUGGAGGAGGACACGGAGUACAUCGUGCACGUGCAGGCCAUCUCCAUCCAGGGCCAGAGUCCGGCCAGCGAGCCGGUGCUCUUCAAGACCCCGCGCGAGGCGGAGAAGAUGACCUCCAAGAACAAAGAUGAGGUGACCAUGAAGGAGAUGGGGAGGAGCCAGCAGCUGCAGACGGGCGAGGUGCUGAUCAUCGUCGUGGUCCUGUUCAUGUGGGCCGGCGUCAUUGUUCUCUUCUGCCGCCAGUAUGACAUUAUCAAGGACAACGAACCCAAUAACAACAAGGAGAAAGCCAAGAGUGCGUCAGAAACCAGCACGCCCGAGCACCAGGGCGGGGGUCUUCUCCGCAGCAAGAUAUGAACCCUUCCCAGUUCUGGCUCUGAGCAGCGCGAAGACAGGCAGUAGAGGAUGUGAGAGGAUCUCAUGGUUCUGACGAUGAUUAUCCAACAAACACCUGGCCCUCUCUACAUUUCCUCCUCCCUGCAUCUCCUUACACCCUCUGGCGCUCCGUCCUGUCUCUUGGCUUCUCUCUUUCUGGCGCAUUUUCCUGAAGCCUCUUAUUAACCCCCAUCUCCAGAAGCACCUCAACAGUGUCUGUGGCUGAGGCUGUGCUGAGAGGCAGAUCUGCAGGAUGCGAGAACCAGCCAGCAGGAUGGCUCUGUGGGGGUGGACUUGGUAUCAGGGACUGUGGGUCCAGGACCCGGACUUGGCCAUUCGGCUGAGAGCGGCUCAAGGCUGGGUUUGGAAAGGCAGAGAUGAGACACCUGGGUGGGGCCGCUCCCUUCCUUCCAGGCAGGACAGGACGAGAGCUGGGCUUCUAGGCGGAGGCCCUGCUGCUCCCUUCCCUCUCCUGCCCUCUCUGCUUCCAGCCUCACAAGAAGUCGUUCAAUCAGCCCUGGCCGCUUCUCUCACGUUUCCCUCCCAGGUUCCAAACAAGCUCUCGGGGAACGUCAUAGAAGUGUGACCCCGUCUGCAGGGAGAAGGAUUUCAUUUUUCUUCUCUGCUGGUCCCCAGGCCCACAGGCACAGGGAGGGGGGCGGGGGGACUGCGGUGGAGGGAGUGCAGUUAGCCGCACCUUCGUCUCUCUCUCCCCCACCCGUGUCCAAGUCUGGUGAAGGAGGCUGCACUACAAACCCUAAUUCUGCAAAAAAAUAAGCAAGCCACACUACUCAAAGGCCUGGCCCCAUUCUGCAACAGGCAAAGCUGCAUGAGACACGGCCUUCUUCCUGCCUCCUCUCGUCUCCUGGACUGGAUCUCUCCCGGAGAAGACGCACAAAGCUUACGGGAGACGACGGGAACCUAGAGGGACCGAAGCUGUCGUUCAGACCGAGCAUCCCCAGGGACGCCACGGGGUGCCCGCUGGCAGGGUCACGGCUGCUGUCAAGCCUUCUCUGGGUCUGGCCAUCGAGGACUGGUCUGUGGUGUGAGGCGAGACUUUGUGAGUGUGUGACACGUUACCUGUUUUGUCUCUUGGAAGACACGAUCGAAGGGCUUCCCUCCUGAGGGUGGAAGGGCUCCCCGCGCCGGCUGCCUGCAUCCUGUCUUCUCCGGCCCGUAUUUGGACUGUAAAACCCUUGGUCUGGGGUUUUAAGAAGGAAAAGUGGGAAAGACACCUGGAAGGUAUGGGCCCCAUUUCUUCUUGGGAAAAGUCUCUCGGAGUUGUUUCAACGCUAGCUUGGACGACUGAAAAGGCACAUUCCCACGGGGCAUCCCGAGGGCUGCUGAGUCACGCACGCUGUCGUGGAAGCUGCUGGAAGGCAGGCCUGGCCUUUGGGGUCCCCAUACCUUGCCAUCUUACCCAGGGUUCUGUGAAAGCUACCCAGGGUCCUCAUGUCCUUCCCUAGAGUCUGUGUGGUGCGAGGUGACAGGUGUCUCUCCCCACUGCCCCCCCCAAAAAUGGUGCUUGAUAAGGGAAGACAAACUCUUCCCUAGACAAGUUAUGGCUGCUGAGCGCCUGCACGGGAAGAGAUGGACCUCUGCAUCUUCCAGCAGUGGCCAGACAGGAGUGUGGGAGGACUGCGCCUAGCACGAGCGUGGCGCACAGUAGGUGCUCUGUGAUACCUGUUGAACUGAAUAAGAGCAAUAGCCCCCAAGCCAGAGAGCUGAAAGCCAUCACCCAGUGACCACCCCUUCCUUCUGGUCUACAAAAGCUCUCCUGGCCGGGCCAGCCACCACUCUGCUUUGCCCGAGUGUGAAGCAUAGGGAGGGAGGAGGGACAGGGAAAAAGGCAGAUGUCGGCAAUCCUAAGGGCUUCCUCAUGGGAGGGCAUGAGGCUUCACUCAUUGUCUUGUGACUUCCAUCCCUGCUGAACGGGGCUGCAAGGCCAAGGCUCCUUAGGGGAGAGGUCCUUACCUCUGAUCCAGUUAGAGCAAUAACCACUUUUUAAAUGUAAAAUAAAAGAUAAAAUGAAAAGGCA